Messenger RNA from Protopolystoma xenopodis, 489 nucleotides. The record is from the annotation of a GenBank genome assembly. Lineage: Eukaryota; Metazoa; Platyhelminthes; Monogenea; Polystomatidea; Polystomatidae.
AUGGGCGGUGGCUCUGAAUUCGGGGAAUGCAAUUCAUCCUUAGUUGAAGAUGGAAAUAAACAGAGUAACGAUGCGUCUGUCUGGUCUGGGGAACCUAAGUCUCUGGAUUCUAAAGGCCCUUCAACUCACAUAGAAGUGGGUGUGCCUGCCUUGGAUGAAGCAUCUCCUCUGCCCCGCCGUUAUUCCAGCUUCCAAUGCUAUCCGUUCACUGCUUUCAGAUUCACUUGGCUACCUCCGAGAUAUUCUACCAACAUAAGAACCAGCCGAGGGGAUCCGGCCCGACUCAAGAGGCUCUUUCUGCAUAUAUUAGGCUCGUGGGUCAGUCAGCCCAAGGAUACCUACAUUCCAAUCAAGCUGGAGUUGCCAUUACGUCACUGCAAGGUCUGCUUGCUUGAGGUAUGCUUUUAUGCUAAGACCUGUGUGGGCUUUGUUCUCCUGUUUCUAUAUCUAUAUAUCGAAGGUUUUAAAGAUUAUUUCUGCCAGCAUUAA